CAACCCUUUUCCUACAAAACCCUAAUUUUCAUAAAUCAAGUCUCGUUAGAAUCUGUGAAACUAGAGUUAUAGUUUUUCUCUGAAAUUGUAGAUUUUUUUUUGUUGAAAAAAAAAUUAGUGUAAAUUUUGACGCUUUUUUACUUUCUCUACAAUGGUAGAAGUUUAAGCUACAGUGUUGCGAUUUUAUCGGAGUUUACCCUCAAAAUCGAAAAAUCUGCUUCUGGGUUUUCACCAUUUCUGUAAAAAGUUUGUGUUUUUGAAGUUUUUUUUUUUGUGUUACUAAUUUUUCUGUUUCUGGGUAUCUUAGUUUUUUUGCAUUGAAGUUCAGUGAAACAAAGUUAAAAAUUUUCAACUUUUUUUGAGAUUUUGGGGUGUUUUAGUUUUUUUUUUAUUCUCAAAAAAAUGGAAGAAAGAGAGAUUUUUGGUUCUGGGCAUGUUGUUAAGGUUAACGAGGUCCCACAGGGUUUCAAUUUGGGUCAAAAUUCUUUGAAUUUUUCUGGGUCCACCGGAGAGUUUCCGGUGCCGUCUCCGGCAAGUGUGCCGGCUGCAGGUGGUACUGAGGUAGUAAAGAAGAAGAGGGGUAGGCCUAGGAAGUCUGAAUCCGGAAGUAAACCGGCGCUUUCGCCUAUGCCGAUUUCGGCCUCUAUUCCGUUGACAGGAGAUUUCUCUUGCUGGAACAAUGGUGGUGGGAAGUCUUUUGAAGGCACUAAGAAGCCUUUUAAGUUGAAUGAUUUUGAUGAAGAUGAUGGAACACAAACCUUUGGUUCCCAUUUCAAAACUCAUGUGCUUACCGUAAAUUCGGGAGAGGAUGUCUUGAUGAAAAUAAUGUCUCUCUCUCAACGAGAAUAUCAUGCUAUAUCCAUUCUCUCUGCGAACGGCACAAUUUCAAAUGUCACACUUCGCCAGUCAGAAGCUUGUGGUGGUACAUCGACGUAUGAGGGAAUGUUCGAGAUUCUUUCCUUGUGCGGCUCAUUUGUGCCAACUGAGAAUGGAUUGACAAAGAGUAGAGUUGGUCGGAUGAGUGUCUCAUUGGCGGGUCCAGAUGGUAGUGUUUUGGGGGGUGGACUCGCGGGUUUGCUGGUAGCUGCUGGUCCUGUGCAGGUUGUGGUAGGGAGUUUUCUUCCUGAGCAGCCGAAACAGAAGAGGCAGAGACUCGAUCACACGUCACCAACGUCCCUUCUUAUAUCAUCACACGUCAACAAUCCUGUUUCAGUUGAAGAAUUGAAAACCGAUCUCGGUGGAAUGAAGCCUUUCAUGACCCCAGCCGGGUUUGAAGUGAACAACAACUUUGCUUCUUUCGGAAACGGACAAGGCUCUGGAAACUCAUCGUCCGCAGACGAUGAGAACGUCUAACCUUGCAUGCUCAUACUUGACUCAUUGAUUCUUACAAAUAUUGACUUAAGGAGAUUAAUUAAAGUUUUUAUAGUGAGAUGAGUAUCAAGUUUGAAUUUGACUAUAUAAGAAAAUGUUAUAUUUGGGACUUAGUAGGUGUUGGUUUGAUUAAUUAAUGUAGCUCUAAUAUUGUUGUAGCAAUUUAGAUGUAGGAUACAUGUUAUGCUCCUAUUUUUAAUUUAGAUUUUAUAAGAAUGUUUGAAAUUUGAGUGAAUGUGGAAUGUUUCAAUAGUGUAACCUAACUUUAUAUUGUUUGUUGUGAAUGAGGAAAUUACAUGUUAGUCUUUUUUUUUUUUU
Molecule: messenger RNA, 1689 nt
Organism: Cicer arietinum (chickpea)
Lineage: Eukaryota; Viridiplantae; Streptophyta; Magnoliopsida; Fabales; Fabaceae
Product: AT-hook motif nuclear-localized protein 6-like
Molecular function (GO): minor groove of adenine-thymine-rich DNA binding
Source: RefSeq, a predicted model, not a curated record